CACAAUUCCUUAAGAGAAUACUUUACACAGUUACACCAGAAGAAGGAGAGGCCACAAGCUGCACUCUCAGGACAUGGGUAUGCACGGAUCCAAGCCUCGGAAACAAGCGCAGGUCCUGAUGCUCGGCCUGGACGGAUCAGGAAAGACCACCCUGCUUUACAAACUCAAGUACAACGAGAGCGUGGUGACGGUUCCAACCGUGGGCUUCAACGUGGAGACGCUGGAGACGGACAGGAGCAGCCCAGGCCUGACUGUGUGGGAUGUGGGUGGCCAGAGGAAGAUGAGGCCCCACUGGAGGCAUCACUACACCGACACAGCCGCACUGGUGUUUGUGGUGGACAGCCGGGACCAGAAGAGGCUGGACGAGGCCUGCAAGGAGCUCCAUCGGGUCCUGAGGUACGAGAGUCUCAGAGGAGUUCCCCUCGUGAUUCUCGCCAACAAACAGGACCUUCCUGGUGCUCUAAGCCCUGAAGCUCUUUGCCUGAAGCUGGACUUGAGGAGAGUGUGCGACGGCCGCGACUGGUUCAUCCAGCCCUGCUCGGCCACCACCGGGAUGGGUCUGGAAGAAGGGUUCAGGAGGGUAGUUUAUCUGAUGAAGACCCCCUUGAAACAGACUCAGGAGGACAUUCAAGAUAAGAUGAGGUCUAAAGGCUUCAGUGUCACAGCUAUGAAAAAAACUUUGCUGUGUGGAAGUUGAUGUACAAACAUUUUUUUUCUUUAGUUUUAUUCAUACCAUGUGCAGGAUUCCUCCUCGCCUGCCGGAGCAGCUCAUCAGUGAGCAACCUGACUGAGACAUACCUAAGGUUGAAGAAUGAUACUGAGACAGAGAUCAGGGUGUGUCUGUGUGGUAGAGCUCUUAAGGAAUCGUGAGGAAGAUAUUGGAUGGUGAUGAUAGAUUCUGUGAUUCUGUGAGAAAUCCUAAAAUCAGUCAGACACAAAAUGUGCACAGAAGACUGAGAACAAAUGAGGCUUUAACAAGUUUACGUGGAUCCAAGAUUUAUUUUUUCCACCUGUGCUGAUUUCUUUCUUUAUUUUUAUUAUUUUUAAUAUCUGUAUGUAUGUCUGUAUGUAGCUGUAUUUAUUUAUUUGGAAUUAGUGUCAUUUCACAAUUUGUUAAACUGUGAAUCUUUUCAGCAACAAAAACAUGACACAAACAUCUGAUACUGUAUAAGUCUGAUACUGAUGUCAUGUGUUCAAAUCUGUCAGCUCAUGUCAUGUUUUAUGCAUUUGUGGGCUGAUGCUGUUGCACAGUUCAUAAAUAUGUCUGUUUGUUGUACUGAAAUAAAAAUAUCUGCAGCUGAA
Molecule: messenger RNA, 1302 nt
Organism: Stegastes partitus (bicolor damselfish)
Lineage: Eukaryota; Metazoa; Chordata; Actinopteri; Pomacentridae
Product: ADP-ribosylation factor 6
Exons: 3
Coding region: 74-697 (207 amino acids)
Molecular function (GO): GTP binding; GTPase activity
Source: RefSeq, a predicted model, not a curated record